Leptopilina heterotoma is the source of this 2039-nucleotide messenger RNA. RefSeq names its product muscle segmentation homeobox (gene Dr). The record is from RefSeq and is a predicted model, not a curated record. The coding region runs from base 339 to 1553 and encodes 404 amino acids. The transcript has 3 exons. NCBI's taxonomy places the organism in Eukaryota, Metazoa, Arthropoda, Insecta, Hymenoptera, Figitidae. Gene Ontology annotation, biological process: regulation of transcription by RNA polymerase II; embryonic morphogenesis. Gene Ontology annotation, cellular component: nucleus. Gene Ontology annotation, molecular function: RNA polymerase II transcription regulatory region sequence-specific DNA binding; DNA-binding transcription factor activity, RNA polymerase II-specific.
ACGGACAUCACUGCCAGUUAGUCUACUCCGAGAUCUCGACUUGGUAAGAGGUUUCCUAGUCGAAGCUCUGAUAUUUUUUUUCCAAAAAAAAACCUUGUCAACAAAGAUAUUCUCAGUGUUCACUAAUUUUCAAUAAGUGUCUUUGAAUCAUCUAAUUGUGUAAAGUGACAUAGUCAACACUAAACAAUUGUUCUAUAUUUACUGCAAAGAAUAAUUUUCGUGUUUUUAGUUUUUAAACCAAAGAUUCAGUGUUAUGUUAUGAAUUUACCAACACUAUCAAAGGUUUAGAAUUGUUUUUUUCCCUUUUCAUUUUGGAAAAGUUCCACUAAAUAUCAAUAAUGACAGUCUUAAGAAUGACAUCACCGGUGACACCGCCCUCGACAAGUCCAGGUUCUCCUAAUCAGGCGCAGGCACCGCAAGCCUCGCCUAGUCCGGUCCUAAGUUUCUCGGUAGCUGCCCUUUUGGCUGAUACGAAAAAAUCGACGACGGACAUCUCAUCGAAAUUAAGUAACACCUCAGCCUCACCUAGAUCAUCACCAAUUACCUCCUAUUCACCGGUUCAUCAACUAAUGGGCCAUUCACUCUCCAAGUACACACCAAUCAGUGAUCUUAGGCUACGUUACGGUAUCGCCGAUUCCCUCAAGGACUUUCAGGAGUCAAGAAUACCUCAUCCUCAUCAUAAUCAGUAUUGUGAUUCGCCAAAAAGUAAAGACGGAUCAUCGGCGAAGCAUUGUGAUGCUGGAAAUUUAUUGGAUUAUCGGAUAAGCACAUCGCCGGUGACGACGGAUUUGAAGACACCCGACUCUAGAGUGACACUAUCGCCAAAGCAUCAUUCGUUGAUUAUUCGUGAUUUUGGAUCACAAUCGCCGAGGAGUUCGCACGAUGAGGGACGUUCGAGGUGUUCGGAAAUUGAGGAUGUUGACGAUGUGGGUGAUGAUGAAUCGAGUUUGGUCGAUGUUGAGGAUCUUCAACAACAUACGUCAAGUCCCACACCAGUGAGGCCCACUCCCGCCUACAUUGCUGGCUUUUCGGCACUCGGCAACAUACCCACAAUCACCUCCGGUCUACAUCCUGCGAUUUGGGCUGGACAUCAAUCAGCAGCGGCCGCCACUUUUUUCCCGUCGCACUUCGCUCAUCACGUUCCACUCAAUGAAAACGGUGAACCGGCGAAAAUCAAGUGCAAUCUUAGGAAACAUAAACCGAACAGAAAACCUAGAACGCCUUUCACGACACAACAACUUUUAGCGCUCGAGAAGAAGUUCCGCGAGAAACAUUAUCUCAGCGUUGCCGAAAGAGCGGAAUUCUCAUCAUCCCUUCAUCUCACUGAAACGCAGGUAAAAAUUUGGUUCCAAAAUAGGCGAGCAAAAGCGAAACGUCUCCAAGAAGCGGAGAUCGAGAAACAGAGAAUGUCAGCAGUGACUCAACAUCACACGGCACUUUAUGGUGCGCAUCAUGGUCUACUUGGUCCAACAGGACUUUAUCCAGUAGGAAUGCUGUCCCAUCCUGGUUUGACGUCUCAUCAUCCUAUUCCCCAGCACCUUACAAGGGAAUGAUCAUGGAAUUAAAAAGUAGACGAGAAAAUCUGGGCGGUCUUGAAAUCCAAGUGUAUAAGAGUGUAAAGUAAAAAACUAGAGUGCACACAUCUUGGAUAGAUUACAAGACUAUAUGGUUUCAGGAACGAGAGAGAGAGAGAAAGAUUGCGAGUAAUCGCGCUAAUUAAUAAUUGCCAGAGUUGUAUUUAAUUGGACGUGUAAUGAACUGGCUGUUUAUGCUCGCCAUAGGCGCACUUUUGCGAUAUAUAUAUAUAUAGUCAAACACUCCAAGAGUUUUUCUUUUUAUUUGUCUGUAAAUAAAUUGUAAAUAAAUAUCGCGUCUCGUGACGGUGAAAAUUAUUUUGUAAAUAUAUAUGUAUGUGAUCGUUCGAUAAAUGUUUAAUUAAUACCAAGUAGAUAUCAGUUCUACUUGGUUUCUUCUCAUUUUUGUAUAAAUGUAAGUAAGAUUGAUGGAAGAGACUAUUUAAUAAAUUGCAAUGUCUUCAU